GGGUUCCACACUGGCCUGGGUGGGUCUCCUCAAGCAGGCUUUUCUGAGCAGGAAUCCCUUUCUGAUGUGGCCAUUGCAGGACAACUGAGGCUCGCCAGCCCUAAGCGCAUUUGACGCCACCUUCCACCGCUCCAAAGAACUGCAGCAGAGGACAUUUCUAGAGUAUUUGUUUUCUCCUCGUCCCAGAGUGCUUGUAGUAUCUUGGUGGCUCCUUCUGCUACUAGUGACAACUUCCUCGACCCCCUUAGUGUUCUGGACAGUUUUUUUGUUUUUUGUUUUGGUGUUUUGUUUUGCUAGUCACGGUAUCCAUACCACCUAUAACAUCCCGAUUUUCCAUAACUUGUGUGCUCCGGUCUCUGCACGCCUGCAGAGGCACUGGAGAUGCUUUCUAGCACCCAGGCGGCGACAGGUGAAUGUGACGACGCGGAGCUGCGGUGCCGGGUGGCCGUGGAGGAGCUGAGUCCUGGAGGGCAGCCUCGCAAGCGCCAGGCCCUGCGCACUGCCGACCUGAGCCUAGGUCGAAACGAACGCCGCGAGUUAAUGCUGCGACUGCAGGCACCAGGACCUGCGGGGCGCCCACGCUGCUUCCCGCUACGCGCCGUGCGCCUCUUCACCCGCUUCGCUGCGGCCGGGCGCAGCACGCUGCGGCUCCCAGUGGAUGGUGUCCCCCGGGCUGGCUCAGUGCAGCUGCUGCUCUCCGACUGUCCCCCGGAGCGCCUGCGCCGCUUCCUGCGCACGCUGCGCCUGAAGCUGGCGGCUGCCCCCGGGCCAGGACCCGCCUCUGCCCGCGCACAACUGCUCGGCCCGCGACCUCGAGACUUUGUCACCAUCAGUCCAGUGCAACCGGAGGAACUGCGGCGUGCUGUGGCCACCCGGGCUCCAGAUUCCUCUCUGGAGAAGCAGCCAACAGAAUCAAAGCCUAGUACGGAAGCUCCAAGGUGGCCGCUGCCUGUGAAGAAGCUGAGCAUGCGCUCCAGCAAACCGAAGCUUUCCGAGGAGCAGGCUGCUGUGCUGCGGGCAGUCCUGAAAGGCCAGAGCAUUUUCUUCACUGGGAGUGCAGGGACAGGAAAGUCCUAUUUGCUGAAGCAUAUCCUGGGCUCCCUGCCCCCUACUGGCACUGUAGCCACUGCCAGCACUGGGGUAGCAGCUUGCCACAUCGGGGGCACCACCCUUCAUGCCUUUGCAGGCAUCGGCUCAGGUCAGGCUCCCCUGGCCCAGUGUGUGGCCCUGGCCCAUCGGCCAGGUGUGCGGCAGGGCUGGCUGAACUGCCAACGGUUGGUCAUUGAUGAGAUCUCCAUGGUAGAGGCAGACUUGUUUGACAAGCUGGAAGCUGUGGCCAGAGCUGUCCGGCAACAGAAGAAGCCAUUCGGAGGGAUCCAGCUCAUCAUCUGUGGGGACUUCCUACAGUUGCCACCAGUGACCAAAGGCUCCCAGCACCCUCGAUUCUGCUUCCAGGCCAAGAGCUGGAGGAGAUGUGUGCCAGUGACUCUGGAGCUGACUGAGGUAUGGAGACAGGCAGAUCAGACCUUCAUCUCUCUGCUGCAAGCUGUGAGGCUGGGCAGAUGUUCAGAUGAAGUGACCCGCCAGCUCAGGGCCACAGCUGCCCAUAAGGUGGGAAGAGAUGGAAUUGUCGCCACAAGACUCUGCACCCACCAGGACGAUGUGGCCCUUACCAAUGAGAAGCGGCUGAAGGAGCUACCAGGUGAGAUACACAGCUUUGAGGCCAUCGACAGUGACCCCGAGCUCGCCCGGACCCUGGACGCCCAGUGUCCUGCUAGUCGUGUUCUUCAGUUAAAGCUGGGGGCUCAGGUCAUGCUGGUGAAGAACUUGUCAGUGUCUCGGGGCCUGGUGAAUGGAGCCCGGGGAGUGGUCGUUGGGUUUGAGUCAGAAGGGAGAGGGCUUCCCCAGGUACGGUUCCUGUGUGGGGUCACUGAGGUCAUUCGCAUGGACCGCUGGACGAUACAGGUCACUGGGGGCCAGUUCCUCAGCCGGCAGCAGCUUCCCUUACAGCUGGCCUGGGCAAUGUCCAUCCACAAAAGCCAGGGCAUGUCUCUGGACUGUGUGGAGAUCUCUCUGGGCCGCGUGUUUGCCAGCGGUCAAGCCUAUGUGGCCCUGUCCAGGGCCCGCAGCCUACAGGGCCUCCGCGUGCUGGACUUUGACCCCACGGUGGUUCGCUGUGACUCCCGAGUGCUACAUUUCUAUACCACCCUGCCGGGCAGGGGCCUGCGUCUGGAGUCCCAGGAUGAUGAGGCAGCAGACUCUGAUCUGGAGAACAUGGACCCAAACCUCUGACUCGGCUGAAAGAAGACGAACAGUGGACUACCCAACUUGCGGCUUCUUCGUGGGUCAAGGCCCUAGGGAAUAACUGGGGGAGGGCCUGUGUUUCUUCCCUCAUCCAGCCUUCUGGUGGGGGGAAGGACAUGGUUCCCCAUUUACCAGCUUUGUCUCAGCCUCACCCCUUUCCCUGGGGAAACUACUUCCAGGGUCAGACGUUGGAAAUGGUGAUUGUUCCAGAGGACAAAGCUCUCUGCAGGGCUGGACAAGCAGCCACAGAGUUCUGAGCCGUAGACUGGGGAGGCAGUGGAGACAGGUACUUCAGCGGCCGCAUCACACCCCACAGGCAGGGCCUGUCUUAGCCCAUUGCACUUAUUUAUUUUGUGUACAUGGGAAGAUCAGAGGAAAACUUGAGGGAGUUGGUUUUCCCUUUCCCCGUGUGGGUCCUGGGGGUUAAAUUCAGGUCGUGGGGCUUGGCGGCAAGCACUUUUACCUCAUGAACAAUCUUGCCAGCCCCGGGGGUCUGUUUUAAUUUUUCUUUGUGUUAUUUUAACAAAAUACACAAGGCUGGGUACUUGAUGGAAAAAAAAAA
This is a messenger RNA of Peromyscus leucopus (white-footed mouse), 2866 nucleotides long. RefSeq names its product PIF1 5'-to-3' DNA helicase (gene Pif1). The record is from RefSeq and is a predicted model, not a curated record. Lineage: Eukaryota; Metazoa; Chordata; Mammalia; Rodentia; Cricetidae. Gene Ontology annotation, molecular function: DNA helicase activity. Gene Ontology annotation, biological process: DNA repair; telomere maintenance.